CUAUAUGUUUAGUAAUAUUAGCACAUGUACAUAUGUUGUGGUAAACAAUGUCGAACUGGAUCGGAUACGCGGUGUCGGUCAACUGCGGCGAGCCCCUCGGCUGCUACCAAGGCACUAUUUUACAAGCAGAUGGCACUACAAUUACACUCACCAAAGCCUUUCGAAAUGGAUUCCCAUACCCUAAACCUCAGGUUACGCUAAAUGCUGCAGAUAUAAAAGAGUUGAAAAUCAUAGAAACUCGUUCAGAGCCUGCAGAGCAGACCCAUAGUACUGUAGCAGUUACAAAAUCUAACAAGAAGGGUCACCGUGCAACAGUCUGCGAGAACUUACAGGCAAACCCCAGUAGUUCAGGUAACCAACCAGCAGUAUCUACUAGUGGUGUGAACACUAACAAGUCUGGAAACAAUCGUGUACAAGGCCAGGGUCCCGCACGGAGCAAGCCCAUAGACAUACAGGGCCCACGGACCAACAAGAAUAACACACAUGCAGGGAGCUACGGCGGCGCGGGCUCGACCCCCAAGGGGCGCGCGGCGGCGGGCGGCGGGGACAAGGCGCGGCGCCGCAACGAGGCCUGCUUCGGGGACCUCGCCGAGCCCGCGCUCCACGACGACUUCGACUUCGAGGGCAACCUGGCGCUGUUCGACAAGCGCGCGCUGUGGGAGCAGAUGAACGCGCAGGCCAACAAGCCGGACCUGGUGCGGCAGGCCGACGAGGCGGGCAAGCUGCGCCACGACCAGAACGUGCUGGCCGCCGCCGCGCCGCCCGCCCGCCGCGCCGUGCGCGUGCCGCCCGCGCUGGCCGGCGGCGCCGACUACGUCACCGACGGCGGCCUCGUGGUGGGCUCGGUGUCGGCGCGCGCGCGGCGCCGCCUCUGGGACGCCGUGUGGCGCGCGGGCGGCGCCCCCGCCGCGCUCACGCUGGAGGCGCGCGCCGCCGCCGACGUGGCGCUGCGGCUCGUGGGCGGCGGCCGGCGCCUCGACCCGCGCAACGCGCACCAGACGCCCGUGGUGGUGGCGCUGCUGGGCGCGCACGGCGCGGCGGCGGCCGGCGCGGCGGCGGCGCGCCUGCUGGCCGCGCACGGCGCGCGCGCCGCGCUCCACGUGGCCGCGCCCGCCGCCGCGCUCGCCGCCGCGCCGCCCGACCUGCGCCGCGAGCUGGCCGCCGCGCGGCUGGCCGGCGCCGCGCUCGAGCCCGAGCUGCGGCGGCUGCCCGCGCCCGACCUGGUGCUGCUGGCGCUGCACGACCCGCGCGGGGAGGAGGCGGCGGGCGGGGCGGGCGCGGGGGGCGCGGAGGAGGCGGCGGUGUCGUGGGCGCGGGCGGCGCGGGCGGCGUGCGUGUCGCUGGAGCCGCCGGAGCGCGGGUGGGCGGGGGCGGGGGCGGCGAGCCGCGCGGCGGUGGUGGCGCUGCUGCCGGCGGCGCUGUCGCCGUCGCUGGGCCGCGUGUUCCUGGCCAACGUGGCGCCGCCGCUGUCGCUGUUCUCGGAGCUGGGCAUCGAGUACCGCCCGCCGUUCGGCGCGGCGUCGGUGCUGCCGCUGCACGCCGCCGACGACGGCGACCUGCUCUGCGACUGACGCGGCGACCGCACCGCGUGCGACCGACGAGCGAGAUCGUUUUGAAUUUAUUUUUUUACCGCUCGUAA
Achroia grisella is the source of this 1639-nucleotide messenger RNA. It is a transcript of the gene Edc3, whose product is annotated as enhancer of mRNA-decapping protein 3. Gene Ontology annotation, cellular component: P-body. The transcript is spliced from 4 exons. NCBI's taxonomy places the organism in Eukaryota, Metazoa, Arthropoda, Insecta, Lepidoptera, Pyralidae. Gene Ontology annotation, biological process: P-body assembly; deadenylation-independent decapping of nuclear-transcribed mRNA. Bases 48 to 1571 code for a protein of 507 amino acids. Gene Ontology annotation, molecular function: mRNA binding. The record is from RefSeq and is a predicted model, not a curated record.